UUCUUCCUUUUCGUGUUUGGGCCUGUGUGCGUGUGUUUGGCUUGUUUAUUUUUUCUUCAAUUCUUGCAUUGUGAAUUCUAAUUUAGUGUUUCAAAAAUGCCUGGUUUCAAAAAUAAAUCUUUGAUUAUCGAUGGUCGUGGUCAUCUUCUUGGUCGACUAGCCGCUAUUGUUGCCAAAACAUUAUUGCAAGGACAAAAAGUUGUCGUUGUCCGUUGUGAAGGUAUCAAUAUUUCGGGUAGUUUCUAUCGAAACAAGCUGAAAUAUUUAGCAUUUUUACGUAAAAAAUGUAAUGUAAAUCCAGCUCGUGGUCCGUAUCAUUUCCGUGCACCAUCAAAAAUUUUCUGGCGUGUUGUUCGUGGUAUGUUGCCGCAUAAAACUAAACGUGGUGAUUUGGCACUCGAACGACUUCGUGUUGUUGAAGGUAUUCCACCACCGUUCGACAAGAAAAAACGUAUGGUUGUACCGGCUGCAUUACGUAUUCUUCGUCUAAAUCCACGACGUAAAUAUUGUUCAUUGGGAAGACUUUCACAUGAAGUUGGUUGGAAAUAUCAAAAAGUUAUCGAAACAUUGGAAAUGAAACGAAAAGCUAAAGCUGCUUUACAUCAUAAUCGUAAAUUGACCGAAUCGAAACUUCGUUUACAAGCAAAGAAAUUGGUAGCCGAUAGAACUAAGGCUUUGCGUGAAGUUAUCACUUCUUAUGGUUAUGAAGUUUGAUAAUUGAAUUUUCUUUUUUUAAAAAUAAAAAUUGAUUUUUUUCAAAUUAAAA
Dermatophagoides pteronyssinus (European house dust mite) is the source of this 766-nucleotide messenger RNA. RefSeq names its product ribosomal protein L13A (gene RpL13A). The record is from RefSeq and is a predicted model, not a curated record. NCBI's taxonomy places the organism in Eukaryota, Metazoa, Arthropoda, Arachnida, Sarcoptiformes, Pyroglyphidae. Gene Ontology annotation, cellular component: ribosome; cytosolic large ribosomal subunit. Gene Ontology annotation, biological process: negative regulation of translation; translation. Gene Ontology annotation, molecular function: mRNA binding; structural constituent of ribosome.